Prunus armeniaca (apricot) is the source of this 162-nucleotide messenger RNA. NCBI's taxonomy places the organism in Eukaryota, Viridiplantae, Streptophyta, Magnoliopsida, Rosales, Rosaceae. The record is from the annotation of a GenBank genome assembly.
AUGUCAGACCUUAUUAGAAGUCGUAAGGCAGUGACGACUGCACCGAGUUUGCCUCCCCCGGCUACGACGUCAGCUGCCACUGCUCCAGCACAGGUGCACGCCAUUGCGGUUUGUCCCCGAGUCCCCCAUGCACCGGCAUCAUCAGAGUCGUCAGUGGCGUAG